Molecule: messenger RNA, 3877 nt
Organism: Aethina tumida (small hive beetle)
Lineage: Eukaryota; Metazoa; Arthropoda; Insecta; Coleoptera; Nitidulidae
Exons: 10
Coding region: 242-1966 (574 amino acids)
Biological process (GO): cell fate commitment; positive regulation of transcription by RNA polymerase II; negative regulation of transcription by RNA polymerase II
Cellular component (GO): nucleus
Molecular function (GO): zinc ion binding; DNA-binding transcription factor activity, RNA polymerase II-specific; RNA polymerase II cis-regulatory region sequence-specific DNA binding
Source: RefSeq, a predicted model, not a curated record
GUCUUGUGCGGUCGAAAGACGUGGCGCCACCUCGCGACCGUCGUCUGCCAAAUGAUAACAGCAAAGAGCAGAGAGCGCAGCAACAGCACAGGCAACAGCGGGCAUCGUGUUCCUGUUGUGCGCUAAUCAGAACCGCAGAACGGCGAGCCGCCUCGCACCAAAUGGCAGUGCCUUAAACUGUUGUACGCGAACCGGCGCACCGAAUGAAAUGUGAAACGAGCCGUGCGAGUGCCCAACGAACAUGUGUAAUGUACCGCCGAAGUUUUAUCAGUUGUGCCGUCUUUGUCUCGCGGGUGAUAACGAUGCCUUGUUUAUGUUCGGCGACGGCGGCGGCCAGGACAUACCGCGCCGCAUCAUGACGUGUCUCUCGAUCACGGUUUCGAGAGAAGAUCCCCUGCCACAUACAAUAUGUACGAGAUGUGCGGAACAGCUGGAGGCCUUCAACAAGUUCAAGGAGGUCGCCAGGAAGGCCGAACACCUCCUCAACGAGUUCCUCUCUUACACCAAACUCCUCACCGGUAACGAUGAGGAAAGGAUGAGACAAAGCGAGAACUUGAUCGACCAAAUGCUGAUCGCCCAAACCGUAGUUAAAACGGAACCGGACCGGCCCGAAACACCCGUCAAUUCGAUCGAAUGCAAAGUCGAAGUGGACGAUCACCAUCCCCUCAUCAAAAUCCGCAGCGAGUCGGCACUUAAAUAUCCGGACAUGGAACCGCAGGUGACGUGCACGCCGGUCGUGCGCCAAGACCAGCGCGAAGAACCGCCGACAGAACCGGCCGAUCUGUCCAAGCCGAAACCGGAAAAUCUAACGUGCGUACCGGAAAUCGAUUUCAUAAAGGAGGAAAUCGCCGACAAUCAGUCAGAGUGCAGCAACAGUUCGGAUCCGGAAAGGCUGGAAGUCGACAUGUCCCAGGCGCCCGAGGAACACUCGAAUUCGACAACGAACAGCGCCUCCAGUCCGUUACCCGAGCAUCCGCAGAUACCGGAAGACGACACGACGCUUUGGAACACGCUGUCGCAAAAUGGGUACAAUCCUCAGAUGCCGCUAUCGAAUGAGGCCACGCAGCUGCUUCGGAAGCUUAUCACUUGUAGGAAAUUAGGUAUGAGCAUAACAAGCAUAACGCCGAGCCAACCGCACAUCCUCAACUACAGCAUGUUCCAAGACAAUCACAAGCAAGACGACCAACCCUUGAACAUGGAGAUGAAAUCUUCCGCCAGGAGAAAGCAAAGUUUCCCCACAAAAGCCGCGGUUGAAAUAGAACAGACGAAGAUGGAGACCGACUCCAAGGAUGAACCCGAGGAGUAUCUGCCGGACUUCACCGGAGGCAACGCCUGGUGCAGUCUUCAAAUGAAAGGAGGAAAAGGCGGUAACAGUCCAAAUAUGGCGAGACGGGUCGAUUUGAUGUGUACGAAUUGUGGCACACAAACCACCACUAUCUGGAGGCGGAACAUGAAGGGAGAGAUGGUGUGCAAUGCGUGUGGGUUAUACUACAAGUUACACGGGGUGGAUAGGCCUGUCACGAUGAGGAGGGACACGAUUCACACGAGGCGCAGAAGGCCUAAGGCUGUGGAAAAAGAACGGGAAAAAGAUUACCAAAUCAAGAAUCCACUAAGAGUUUCAGAUCUGCAAAUGAAAUAUCCACUUCGUGUUUACGGUAAAUCGGCACGAAUAACACGCAUCAGAGUAAUCGCACCGAAAAGCAAGGGCAGCAUUUCAGAAACAACGGACACGGAAGAAAUGCUGACGGCGCUGCGCAGACAGCUUCAACCCCACCUCAUAAUGGCACUUCAAGGCCAGAAGAACCAACCCACCUUGCCCAACCAAGGGUCGAAGUAUCCAUUCUUGCCAGCGGGUGAAUCGCCGGGCGGUUCGGCGCCCGAAGCCGAUUCAGACGACGAUUGUAUGGAGGAUCUGCCCCUGAAUCUUGUGUCGACGCAAAUGCCCACCGAAACCGAGUCGCACUAGCAGGAAUCGCCUUUCCAAUCGCUGCAAACAUCUUGAAAAUUCACUCUCUGAUAGAACGAAUCUCGGUGCAAUUGUUGUUGGACGCGUGUUUACGUUGCAGCCUUUCGAAAUGCCAGUAUAUAACACACCAUUUUUUAUUGGAUUAACCCCCAAGUGAUAUUGAAUUACUUAAAAAAAAAUAAAAAUUUUUGUAGAUAUUUUUAUUAAAUGGGCUGCGUUGUUUGCGGCGUCGGAUUUCGAUCGUUUCCAGUGCUAAUCCCGGUUCAUUCUGUGAUAACAAAUACUCAAAUAUUAUUUAAAAGCAAUUAAUAACCACGCCUUUGUAAACAACGCGCCAAUUAAAUUGAUAUGGCGUUGCAUAAGUCGAUCAUCCAAAAUUUUGUUUACUGAUAAUAUUCGGUAGUAUAAAAGAAAUUAGUUUAUUUUAUUUGACAGAUUUUAAUUAUAAAAUUGAUUCAUUUCCAAGUCGAUUUUUGCAACACCUUUAUAUAUACUUUUAUAUAAAGUAAUAAUGAUCAUUUUGUUUAUCGAUUAAAUGUCGAUAAGCAAAUUGGUUGAUUAUUUCUUAUCGCCCUCUAAAACCAGUUUACUUAUCCAGUACUUAUACGAAGUAAUACUCAUUUUUUUAUAUACACACCCACCUUUUUUAUAUACAUACUGCAGAUUGUGAUAUUUCCACAAGCGCAUUAUAAGUUUUUAUUACGUGCCCGUAAUAAAAAUGUCGGAAACUUAACCAAACCCUUGUUGCUUAAGCCAGUAGUACCUUAAUUUUAGUGUUAUUUAGUUUAUUUUUGUCGCUCGAAUAAUCUCCUGUCUUACACACCAUCCAAAAAUACUCUUUGACCCAAUAAUACUCGUAUUAUAAAUGCUCUCUUUUUCAGUACGAUUUUGCCUUUUUCUGACCAGUAUAUUCUCUGUUCUCGUUUUUUAUUAUUUUUUAACGUGUGAUUGACCUCCAUUGUAUAUAAAAUCACUGUUUUCGACGUCGUUGACGUCAUUUUUUGUAUACCAUAACCAGUUAUUUUAUACGUUAAGAUUUUUUAUUAUUAUUUUAUACAUUAGUAGGUUUUAGAGCAAUUUUUUUGUAUUUAAGCUUGCAAUGAAGUUUUCUAUAGUCCCGGUUUGUUUAAAAUCCGGACAAUCCGUAAUUAUGAGUAUUAAUGUUAUACAAUUUCACGCCAAAUUAUUAAAAUGAUAUUUUUUGGAUAUUUUAAGACUGGAUUAUCUCGGUAUUACAAAAAUCAGUAUUAGGAAGUUUUGGAAAUUGGAUUGUCGGCGGAUUUGGAACAUUCGGGCAGCCCUCGUAGGUGUAGUACCUAUUAGUAUUAACAUGAGUGAUAUUUCUUAAUUUUAACCCUAAUUUUAUUUUUUUAUAUUAUUAAAUUAACUUAUUAAAAUUUUCGACAUCAGUAUUGAACACCUUUUUAUAUUUUUUAAGCUAAUGCAUUAGUUUAGAUUAUAUUUUAAUAAUUUGGCAGCUUAACUCCCAUUUAAUUGUUGCGUGUUAACAUAUUUUAUGCAUUUUGGUCGUAUUUAUUAAUAGUUACAGGGUGUAAGUUGUUUGAAUUGGUGCAUAAUUUCAGAAUAGUGACUUUGUUAUAAGUAAAAAUCUGUUGAUCUGCAUAUUUUUAUAUUGUUGAGUGAUUGUGAUUGUUAAUAAAUUUAAUUAACAAAAAAAAACACUUGCCCGAUAAUUUUAGUCGCAGCGCAGUUGUAUUUUGUUUCGAGUUUAAUUUUAUGUAACAUGUUAGUUAUAUUUGUGUGGAUAUUUGUAUUUUUCCUGUCUGUUUUUACUUUUUCAUAUGAAUAUUUAUAUAAGAGUGUUUACCCUACUACAAAACUAUGUAACUAUAAAUUGGCUAAACUAGAGAUUACUUAGAAUAUUUUUUUACAAAUAAAUAAUGGCUGCUA